AUGGAUCAUUCGGAACUUAUACAAGAAAUGGUGCUGUUAGAAAAAAUGACAGCUCAAGAAAGACUUAAACAUGCACGAAGAAGACGACAACAACAACUUAAAAAUUGGACACAACGAGAAGGUCUAUCAAGUAAUAAUACAACAAUAUCAACAGGUACAAUUAAUGGUACAACAACAACAGGAACAAAAUCAAUGAAAUCAUAUUCAAAAACAAAACAAUCAUCUGUUAAAUUUUCUGAAAAUGUUAUUUUAUUAGAAGCUACAUCACGUCAAGAUACUGAUGAAGUUCGUCAACUUCUACAAACAGGAAAAUAUAAUCCAAAUGCAUCCAAUGAAGAUGGUCUUACACCAAUGCAUCAAUGUUCAAUUGAUAAUAGUGAAAAAUUAUUAAAAUUAUUAAUUGAAUAUAAUGGUAAUGUUAAUGCAAGAGAUCGAGAUCUAUGGACACCUUUACAUGCUGCAGCAACAUGUGGUCAUUUACAAAUAUGUCGAAUUUUAAUUGAAAAUGGUGCUGAAUUAUUAGCUUUAAAUGCUGAUGGUAAUAUGCCAUAUGAUAUAUGUGAUGAUGAAAUAACACUUGAUUAUAUUGAAACACAAAUGGAUCGUAUUGGUAUUACACAAGAAAUGAUUGAUAAAACAAGAGGUGAAGUUGAAAAUCAAAUGUUAAUUGAUUUACAAACAUUAGUUAAAAAAAAACCUCAAAUAUCAUUACGUUCCAUUGAUGAUGUACUAUCAUAUCGAAAUUCUGAAGGUGCAACACCGUUACACAUAGCUAGUGCAAAUGGUUAUUCAGCAGUUGUAGAAUAUUUAUUAAAACAAAAUGUAUCAAUUAAUCUACAAGAUAAUGAUGGUUGGACACCAACACAUGCAGCAGCAUUUUGGUGUCAACAAACUGUUCUUACUCUAUUAAUCGAUGGUGGAGCAGAUAUUUAUGAAAAAAUUCCUGAUGGUCGUUCAGCACUUGAUCUAUGUGAUGAUCCUGAUUUACGUACAUUUAUGAUCGAUUUUCGAAAACAAAAAAUACGUAAUCAAGAAAAAGCAGCAGCCGCUGCAGCGGCAGCAGCUGCUGCUGAAUUACAACAAAAAACAAAUCAUCGUCAAUCAACAAAUGCAAAUACUUUAUCUAAUGGAACAACAUCUCGAACAGGUACAUUAUAUGAAUCACGUUCAAGUGUAUCAUCUCCAUAUGGAAGUGGUUCAUCAUUAAAUCGAACAAGUUCAAUACGUCGUGCAUCAAUACGUGAUCGUGAAAAAGUGAAAAAAUUAAAUGAAAAUUUUUUUGAUGUUUUACAAGCAAAAGAUAAAAUACAAGAAGAUGCUGAUGAAACAACAGCUAAUGUUCCAACAACUAAUGGAAUAAUAUCACCACCACCACCACCAACAACAACAACAAAAUUAUCAACAAAAGAAGAACGAACAAGUAGUGUAACAACAGCAAGUGAUUCAACUAUACGAGAACCAACAACAACAACGACAACAACAACAACAACUCCAAUUAAAAAAUCAAUUGCACCCGUCAUUGAAUUAACUUUACCUCCAUUAAAAGUUCCACCACCAUUACCACCAACUCAAACGACUGCUGAUACAUUAAGUGAUGUUAAACGACGACGUGAAGAACGACGUCGUGGUAUUGGUGGAUCAUCAUCAACAACUGUACCUCCUGUUGUGACUUCUCCACCUCCAACAUUACCAAUGAUUGAUACCAAUCAUAAAAUGAAUAAUAAUAAUAAUAAUAAUAAUAAUAAAAUAUCAAAUGGUAUAUAUGGAUUAACAAAAGAUGAUCCAUUACAAAGAUAUACAUCACCUAAACAUAUCGAAAUUCAUGAUCAACAUAAAAUUGAUGAUGUUGAUCGUGAAAAACGAAUAUGUUGUACUAUAUUGUGA
Messenger RNA from Rotaria sordida, 1884 nucleotides. The record is from the annotation of a GenBank genome assembly. NCBI's taxonomy places the organism in Eukaryota, Metazoa, Rotifera, Eurotatoria, Philodinida, Philodinidae.